Messenger RNA from Hippocampus comes (tiger tail seahorse), 2090 nucleotides. Its product is annotated as tubby protein homolog. NCBI's taxonomy places the organism in Eukaryota, Metazoa, Chordata, Actinopteri, Syngnathiformes, Syngnathidae. Gene Ontology annotation, cellular component: cilium. Gene Ontology annotation, biological process: protein localization to cilium. The record is from RefSeq and is a predicted model, not a curated record. The transcript is spliced from 10 exons. Bases 659 to 2047 code for a protein of 462 amino acids.
CCCAGUAAUACGAAAUGGACUUGAAAGACAAAAAAGAUGGCAAUUGUUUUGGAAAAAUAAAAAAUAAAUAAAAAGUUGAACAACACGACGGGCAGCGCCAAAACAAAAAAUGUGCCGCCCUUUCCGCAUCGCUGCAGCGUGGCUGUGUCCAUGGCAACCGGGUACCUCACUCCCACGGAAUCCAUUAAGUCGAGAGGUGCGUUUGUGUGUCGCGCUUUGAUGUUUCCGGAACCUAUUUCGGCCACUUCACCAGAGAUGCUGCUGAUUUGAAAACACGUCCAUCUGUCUCUUGCCGGGAUGACGUUUUUUUUUCUUCAUUUUGGAGGUCAAAAAAAAAAAAAAAAAAAGAUGCAAUCAUCCUGUCGGUUUUAAGAGUCUGCUGUCGUGGGACUGUAAAGAAGAAGCCUUUGUGGCCUGCGCCUUCCUUGGUUAGUCAUCCACGCCGGCUGAGCAGUCGCUCUGUUUAAGAACAUUAUCCCCUUGUAAUCCACUUUGCCUUCUGUUCCAUGCAGGUGAGCAGACAGUCAGAUGGAGCCGGGGGCCGCUACUGUCGCACGCCCGCUUCCUCUUUUAAUUGCUUCAAGUGCUUUCUUUCCAGCCCGCCGUCGCACUCUUUGUUCAGUUUUCAAGCGACUUGCCGCCGCCGCCGCUCAUCAGGAUGGAGGAUCCGGACCUACGGCAGCAGAAACUGGACAAUCAGCGAUCCAUUUUGAUGAAGAAGCAACAAAAGAAACGGGCCGAUUGUCAAAUGGUGGUGGCCAACCGGGACUCGCGCCAAAAGAACCGCAGACAAAAAGGCCGCUCGGACGAGACGCCGCUGCUGAUCAGCCAGUCCCUGAGCAACAUCUCCCUGAGCGAACAAGUGGAGCACGCGCAUGACAACCCGAUGGACGUCAUCACGCUGGCGGAGUGCGACGGCGACGCGAAGGCCGCCAGCGUCUUCGGUGAGGUGCCGGCGGAGAAGCCGCUCAGUCCCAAAAAGAUCAACUUCGACGUCGAGCACGAGGAAGAUGAAGCAGAGGACAGCGAUGCGCACGCGGGAGGCAAGAAGACCAACAAACAAGAGAAAGUCAAAGGCAAGGGAGCAAAACCCAGGUGCCAAAUCAGCGACGACAGCAAGGACGAGGACGUUCGGCUAGAAGGGAAAGAAAGGAGGAAGAAGAAGAGAGCGGAGAAAAACACACCGAGUGUCGCAUCUCUGAACUCCAACUACAAGGAGAGCUCGUCUUCAGGCAGCGAAUCCACCAACGGAACGGCUUCUCGCAUAUCGUUGGAGGACCUCGAGGAGUUCGCCUUUCGUCCCGCCCCCAGAGACCUGACCAUCCAGUGUCGGGUCACCCGGGACAGGAGAGGCAUGGAGAAGGGCAUGUACCCGACGUACUAUCUUCAUAUGGAGAAAGAUGACGGAAAGAGGGUGUUUCUAAUGGCGGGCCGCAAAAGGAAGAGGAGCAAAACAUCCAACUAUCUCAUCUCAACGGAUCCCACCAACCUGUCCCGAGACACCAGUUGCUACAUCGGAAAGCUACGGUCCAACGUUCUGGGAACCAAGUUCAUCGUAUACGAUGGAGGCGAGAACCCAGAGAAAAAGCCUUUUAUUAAAGAAUGUGAAUCUGUGCGACAAGAGCUGGCGGCCAUUUGUUACGAGACUAACGUGCUUGGAUUCCGGGGUCCCCGCAAAAUGACAGUCAUCAUCCCGGGAAUGCUGGAGAAUGACGACAGGGUGUCCAUUCAGCCCAAAAAUGAAGAGGAAACCCUGCUGGCGCGCCAUGCCAACAACAACAUGGACAAGCUGGUGACCCUGGUCAACAAAUGUCCCAGCUGGAACGAGCAGACGCAGUCGUACGUGCUCAACUUCCACGGCCGCGUCACGCAAGCCUCUGUGAAAAACUUCCAGAUCAUCCACCCGGAGAAUGGCGACUACAUCGUGAUGCAGUUCGGCCGCGUUUCCGAGGACGUCUUCUCCAUGGAUUACAGCUUCCCCAUGUGUGCCAUUCAGGCCUUCGCCAUCACGCUGUCGUCUUUCGAUGGCAAACUGGCCUGCGAGUGACCCUCAAGUGCUCCGCUGGCUCUUGGAUCUGAACUACACGUGG